Messenger RNA from Antechinus flavipes (yellow-footed antechinus), 3720 nucleotides. RefSeq names its product OTU deubiquitinase 3 (gene OTUD3). The record is from RefSeq and is a predicted model, not a curated record. The coding region runs from base 103 to 1326 and encodes 407 amino acids. Gene Ontology annotation, biological process: protein deubiquitination. Gene Ontology annotation, molecular function: cysteine-type deubiquitinase activity. NCBI's taxonomy places the organism in Eukaryota, Metazoa, Chordata, Mammalia, Dasyuromorphia, Dasyuridae. The transcript has 10 exons.
UGCCCCGGCGCCGCUGCCGCUGCAGCCGCCGCCUGCUUCGCCUAAUCGGCUGCGCUCGGGGCGUCGUCUCCUCCUCCCGGCGCCUAGGCUGGGGGCCGGGUCAUGUCCCGAAAGCAGGCGGUGAAGAGCCGGCCGGGCAGCGGCCGGAAGGCCGAGGCGGAGCGGAAGCGGGACGAGCGCGCGGCUCGGAGAGCCCUGGCCAAGGAGCGGCGGAAUCGGACGGAGCCCGGCGCCGGCGGCGAGGAGGAGUUUGUCAGCUUCGCCAACCAGCUGCAGGCCCUGGGGCUCAAGCUGCGCGAGGUGCCGGGCGACGGCAAUUGUCUAUUCCGAGCUCUUGGUGAUCAGUUGGAGGGACAUUCACGAAAUCAUCUCAAACACAGACAGGAGACUGUUGACUAUAUGAUAAGACAGCGGGAUGAUUUUGAACCCUUUGUGGAGGAUGAUAUUCCCUUUGAAAAACAUGUUGCUAGUUUGGCAAAACCUGGUACUUUUGCUGGAAAUGAUGCAAUUGUAGCCUUUGCAAGAAAUCAUCAAAUGAAUGUUGUUAUUCAUCAGCUAAAUGCCCCUUUGUGGCAGAUUCGUGGUACGGACAAAGCCAACGUCAGGGAGCUGCACAUUGCAUAUCGCUAUGGCGAGCACUAUGACAGCGUUCGGAGAAUCAAUGAUAAUUCAGAAGCACCUGCCCAUCUUCAGACAGACUUUCAGAUGCUUAAUAAAGAUGAAUCAAAUAAGAGAGAGAAGAUAAAGCCAAAGGAGGAUGACUUUGAAGAUGACUUGAAAGAUGAAGUGGAAGAUGCUGUUCAGAAAGUUUGUAAUGCAACUGGAUGUUCAGAUGUUAAUUUAAUAGUCCAGAACCUGGAGGCUGAGAAUUAUAAUAUUGAAUCUGCAAUACUUGCGAUGGUACAGAUGAACCAAGGGAAAAGAAACCCACAAUACUUUUCUUUGGAUGAAGCAGAGGAGAAACCGGAGAUCUAUGGCAAAACUCAGAAACAACGUGGCUCGAUAUGGGAGGAGGGUGGCAGUGGAAACAGAAUCUUUGGAAAUCAAGGCCUAAGUGAAAGUGGAAAUGAAAACAAUAAAACACAAACCAGUCCUGUUGGAGAAAACAAAACAAAUAAAACCCAGACUCUAAAGGUAACAAAUAAACAAAAGAGAGAGCAGCAGCGUUUGGAGAAGAAGAAGCGCCAGGAAGAACGACACCGUCAGAAAGCUCAGGAGAACAGGAGUAAUAACACUGAUAAUAAUCGCAGCGAGACAGAUGCUAGUGCACAGGUCACCUUGCUGACAGAGGAGAGUGGGCCCCAUCAGAAAGAACAAGAAGAAUGACCUGAACGUGAAAUUCAGCAGAAUUUUUAAUCAGAGGUAUGAUCUCUGGGUGAGGAAGUUGUGACAAAAAGAAAACUCUUAACUGCUAGUUGAGGACCAUCUAGAGUUCCAUAAGCACAGAAAACAUUUCCAUAGCUCUCUUGGCAUCAAGGGUUUGCACUGUGUGACCUCUCCUGUGGAGCAGCUAGACCUGGGCUCAGGAGAAGCCGGAAUGUAGGUAAUUUCUAAUCCUCUGCUAAUGCUACUCUAGGGAAGCCUUUGCCUGUGAAAGUACAAUUGAAGAGGGGAAACCUUUCCUGGAGUUUAUUGUGAAUGAGUUAAAUGGGCUGUGUUGCUGUCUUGGGCAUUCAGCAAGCCCCCAUUGUAAAUAUACCCUGACAUCCCCUUUCAGCUAAAAUGGCAGAUCUUGAUUCCCUUGCUGUAGUUUUUCUAGUUUAGGAGAACAUUCCUAGCCUUUGCCUGGCUUUUAUUGAAUCAGCAGUCGUGAUCUCAGUUCACAUUCCUGAAAUGAUAAAUUCUAAUGAAACUUGAUCAUUUUCAAAUUAGGAAGUAAAGAAAUACAAGUGUGGGUUCUGGGGCACAAGAAACCUCAGAAAGGCAUGCUUGCCAAUUAGAUUCUUUAGAGUACAAUUCAUUGCAUAUAUAUUCUUAGGUCUUCUUCAUUUUUUGGAGUAGAAAUACAGGUGUGCACAUUUUGGCCUCAGGACAUUAUUCAUUUCAAUGCUUUUAACUACAGAAACUAUACAGUUUGCCUAGAUAUUGGUGGUCUUAGUUAUUUCCUAGUAUUAUUGAUCUCAUAAUAGGCAUCAUUUAAAAUCAGAGAGCUUUAUAUAGCUAUGCUGACAUCAAUGGUAUCAUUGAUUAGUAGACAUCACUUUUUAUAGAGAGAUGCCUUUUGACAAAAUUAAAAAUUUUUUGAAUUGACUAUUCUAAAAUUUUUGUCCCUAAGUUGUGAUAAUAAUAACUCACAUUUACAUAAUGUUUUAACGGAAUACUUUUCCCACAAUAAAUCUCGUGAAAUUGGUUUUGCAAGUGUUAUCCCCAUUUUACAAAGGAGGAACCUGAGGCUUAGAAAAGUGAAGUGGCUUGCUCAUAGUCACAUAGCUAAUAAUUAUCAGAGAUAGGAUUUGAACCCAGGUCUGUUGACUCCCAAACCAGCACUUUUUCUACAACACCAUGUUGCCUAAAGCUGAAAAUGAUCAGAAUCCCUUUAAAAUCAUAUGUUUAGAUGAAAGAUGGAGAUUUUCUGAGAAGAUGAUAAUAAUGAAAAUAAGUCACAAAGUGCAAAUACUGUUCUCUAUCUCAAAAUGUAUAUCUUGAGAAUAGAAUCAUUUGAGAGAUAUAUGCCUUGUCUGUUUCCUGAAUGUUUCUGUUUAGAUAUUUAGUAACAUUACCAAUUUUUGAAAUUUACCUCCACAAGCAUAGAUUUCUAUACAGUAAAUUCCUUUUAAGCCAGAUUACAUCAGUGAUGCAGAACCUCUCUUCCUUCUCUUCCUUCCUCCCCCGCCAGCUUUUCCCUUCUCCUAUACUCCUGUUACCUGAAUCUUUUUCAGGGUUGUAGGAGUGGAAAGUUAUUUACCAUUUAAUGAUGAUUCUGUGGUUCAUAGGAAGUGGAUUGGCAUUAGCCAAUUCUUAUUAGGGAACAUCUGAAAAAUUACUUGUACGAUUUCCUUACAAUGAUUUGAACUUGGAUAUGGAGACCGAACUACUGUUUGUUACUCUUGCUGCUCCCUUUAUUAGAGCGCCUGGCAUGGAAGUAUUUGGGUAGAACCUUAUAUUGUUCUGUCCUUACUUCUCAUUUUUAUGUGGAUUAAAAGGCACCUGGUUUCCCUGGCUUUUAAUCUGGUACACUUUAGCAGCCAUAUAUUCACAUAAAAGAAAAAAGAGGUGAGUUAUCAUCUCAAGCCUGCCUGCCUGCCCUUGGGUCUGCAGCUAUUGGCGCUAUUGUACCAACAUGCCAUUUUAUGAAGGGUAUGAAUGUGUUAAUGUAUGAGGGGCCUUCUCUUUUCUUCAGAUUGCACUACACUUGUUCUAGCUUCAGUUUGGAGAUAUUUAAGACCUCCAUGGGGUCAUGAUCCAUAGACUUAGCAAGUCUUGUCUUAUCUAUGGAAAUUGGUGAUGAGAAAUGUGUCCUAAGUCUAAUGUCUGUAGUUUACACCCCAGGUGUUUUUUUUUUUUUUUUAAUUCUGUCGAUCUAAGCCUUUUUUAUUUUUGAUUUACCAAAGUACUGUACUUGGCUAUUUGCAGUGUUUUCAAACCAAAUGUUUGUUUUGUGUUCUUAAUUUUAAAUUCUUGGUGCAAUAGAAGCUGCAAAGAUGUGCCACUUUAUCUAUGAAAAUGGAGUUUUGUAUUCUGAUGAAAUCUAGAUUAAAAACCAACUUUAAAGUUGUUUUA